Molecule: messenger RNA, 2612 nt
Organism: Salvelinus namaycush (lake trout)
Lineage: Eukaryota; Metazoa; Chordata; Actinopteri; Salmoniformes; Salmonidae
Product: zinc-binding protein A33-like
Exons: 6
Coding region: 316-1722 (468 amino acids)
Molecular function (GO): protein binding; zinc ion binding
Source: RefSeq, a predicted model, not a curated record
UUAUUCUUGCAUGCGUCAUAGCGGUAUGCGAUAACAACACUUCAAUCGUUUGUUUGCGGAUGGCCAUAACGUUAUAGAAGAAGAGCCACAAUAACAACACAGCUCACUUGCCUUCACAGCAAAGAAGUAAGUUCAAUUUAUUGUAUUACUCAAUACGUUGCAAGUGUAAGCUACAUGUGUUACAAACAAUACGUCAAGAAACAAUAACGAAACAGCAAGCGAGUGCUUGUUUGAGUUAGCAGCGAAACUCACGUGAAAGUUUGCCAGUACGGUUGUUAUUUUUCCCGAAGGAAGACUUGUGAUUUGAGGGGGAAAAUGGCCACCACAUCUUCUCUUCCAGAGGAGGACCUCACUUGUCCCGUAUGCCGAGACAUUUUCAGAGACCCAGUCAUCCUGUUGUGUAGCCACAGCUUCUGUAUGGACUGUAUACAUGGCUACUGGAGGGAGAAAGAAGUGAAGGAAUGUCCAGUCUGUAGGAAAAGAUCAAAACUCAGUGAUGCACCCCUCAACCGGGCUUUGAAGAACCUCUGUGAGGCCUACUCGAAGGAGAAAGCAUCAGCAGGUGUCCUCUGCAGUCUGCAUGGGGAGAAAUACAAACUUUUCUGUCGGGACCACGGACAACCUGCUUGCCUGGUAUGCCAGACUUCUGAGUUACACACAAACCACAAGUUCUGCCCCAUGGACGAAGCUGCCAAAGAAUACAAGGAGUCUGUGCUGAAGCUCCUACAGAACAAACUGGAGGUCCUUGAGGCAGACAGUCGAACUUGUGUUCAAACGGCAGAUACUAUCACGAGCCAGGCCCUGUCCACGGAGAGGAAAAUAAGGGAACAGUUUGAGGAGCUUCACCAGUUUCUACGAAAUGAAACGGUAGUCAGGAUAGCUGCCCUGAAGCAGGACGAAGACUACAAGAGUCAAAUGAUGAUGAGGAAGAUUGAGGAGAUGAACAGAGAGAUAUCGUCCCUUUCUGACACCAUCCAAACCCUAGAGGAAGAGCUAGGGGCUGAAAACAUCUCUUUGCUACAGGACUACGAGGUCAUCAAGAAAAGAGUUCAGUGCAUAUUGCCAGAUCCAGAGAGGGUUUCAGGAGCGCUGAUCGACGUGGCCAGACACCUUGGCAACCUGCAGUUCAGAGUCUGGGAGAACAUGCAGGAAAUUGUUGAGUACACUCCUGUGAUUCUGGACCCCAACACUGCUCACCCAGAUCUCAUCCUGUCUGGCGACCUGACCAGCUUCACAUGCAGACUCAGUGAUGACCAACAGCAGCUUCCUGACAACCCAGAGAGGUUUAAACACCGCUAUGCUGUCCUGGGCUCAGAGGGCUUCAGCUCGGGGAUACACAGCUGGGACGUAGAGGUUGGGGACAGCAAAGAGUGGGCAGUAGGUGUAGCCAUCGAGUCUUGCGAUAGGAAGGAGACGUCUCGGUGGCAUAUUAGUGGAGUCUGGUAUGUACUCUCAAGAGAAGGGAGUGACUAUAUUGACCAAGUGUCACCGAAUGCAUGUUACUGUCUUGAACCCUUUAAAGUGAAACCCCAGAGGAUCAGAGUGCAGCUGGACUGGGACAAAGAAACCGUGUCACUUUCUGAUCCUGUCAAUAACCAACGUAUUGGGUGUUUCUUCAAAAACCCUCAAAUAUUUUCAUUGAGUUUCACUGAGAGAAUUUUCCCGUUCCUCAGUGGGGACUAUGUCAGGGUUAUGCCAGUGAAGGCCUCUGUAACACUAUAGUACAGUUGGAGCUGAUAAUUACACAAGUCAGGUUUCGUGUUAAAACGAAACUACAGGCUAAAAGGCAAUUGACACAAACGAUUGCUGUGGGAACAUUGUUUACCAAUUUCAAAUGCAUUAAUUGAAAUGAAUCAGUUUGUUAAUUUUAAUGUCUCUUAAUAUCAGUAAACCCUUGUCUGAUAAUAGACAUGAGAACUGCAGGUUUAGUUCUGUUUGCUGUUUUUCAGUGUUUGUGCCUGUUGCUGAAUCUCAUUCAACAUCGACUUAAUGGGACAGAUUUGGAAUAUAUCGGGGGGGGGUUUCCAUUUUGAAUGCCAGGUGUACUGAGCACAGAUAUCCUCGUUGGCCUUUUGACUAGUUUGUCUAGAGAAAUGUUACUGUUGUUCAGUUAAUCUUCUAGUUAAGUAUCCGCUAACCACGUAUGAUACAGCAAUCUGUCAGUCAAUGACAUGCAACCAUUAGUUGAUGCAACACUACCUUUGACUCAGCCUGUCUGUGACUGAGAUCCCACUCCCCCUCUCUCUCUCUCCCACUCUCCCUCUCUCUCUCCCACUCCCCCUCUCUCUCUUACUCCCCCUCUCUCACUCCCCCUCUCUCUCUCUCCCACUCCCCCCCCUCUCUCCCACUUCCUCUCCAAAGAACUGACUCCCUCUCACUUCCUGAAUUCAUCCUUCUGUUUUUUUUAUUUACAUUUGCUGUUUUGUUAUUUAGCCUUUUAAGCGCUUUGAGAUUCUUCUCUAUCAGUAAUGGUCUUCCUGUCUGUGAAGUGUGCUUCUCCAUUCUAGUGUAAUUCUAUGUCAUGUAAGUUGAGUAAUUGCUGCAGUGUUUUAUACCAUGGUCAUGUUUUACAGCUGUUUUCAUUUUAUACAUAAAAUUACAUUUUAAAUCUG